Messenger RNA from Oncorhynchus gorbuscha (pink salmon), 16949 nucleotides. RefSeq names its product protein bassoon-like. The coding region runs from base 103 to 12615 and encodes 4170 amino acids. NCBI's taxonomy places the organism in Eukaryota, Metazoa, Chordata, Actinopteri, Salmoniformes, Salmonidae. The transcript is spliced from 13 exons. Gene Ontology annotation, molecular function: metal ion binding; structural constituent of presynaptic active zone. The record is from RefSeq and is a predicted model, not a curated record. Gene Ontology annotation, biological process: protein localization to synapse; presynaptic active zone assembly. Gene Ontology annotation, cellular component: axon; GABA-ergic synapse; glutamatergic synapse.
AUGGCGGAAGGGGAGCAGCGUUGAGUUUCCUCUGAGUUUUUUAUUCUAACUGUAGAACCCUCUACAACUUCGUUUCUCUCCUCCGAAUCAUCUUCUGAGACGAUGGGGAACGAAGGCAGCAUCGAGGGUGAGGGCCAACCGGGGCAGCCCGGCUCCGCUGUUCCUUCCCCAGGGGCUCCGACUUCCAUUUCAGCACCAGCAGGCUCUGGACAGCUCAUCAAGCCCAGCAAUGGUGCGCCAACGGGAGGGACGGGGGCCGGACCCGGCCCGGGGAUUAACAGCAUCUCUGGAAAACUCCCCCAGACAGACCCUGGGUCCGGGCCCAAGGCGGGGGUCCAGACUGGGCCUGGGACGGGGGACCGCCUGGCCUCCCAGAGGGAGCAGCAGGGUCAGAGCCACGUCGCCCGCAAGAACCUCCAGGUGGACGUGGGUAGUAGCAGGACAGGACGGUCCCCAUCGGUGUCCCCCGCCGUCACCCCCACCUCACCCUACUCCGUGCCCCAGAUCGCCCCCAUGCCCAGCAGCAAGCUGUGCCCCGUCUGUAAGACGGCCGACCUGACGGGCACCACGGAGGACAACCAGCCAAACUGCAGCACCUGCACCCAGUGCCGAUCCACGGUGUGCAACCAGUGUGGCUUCAACCCCAACCCACACCUCACCGAGGUCCAGGAGUGGCUGUGUCUGAACUGCCAGAUGCAGAGAGCUUUGGGAAUGGACAUGGAGACACCUCGCUCCAAGAGCCAACAGCAGAUCCACUCUCCUUCUCACCAAGCCAAACCAGAGCCCAUCUCUGAACCUCAGCCCCAGGUCCAACCUCAGCCCCAGGUCCAACCUCAGCCCCAGCCCCAAGCCCCACCUAAGGCACAGCCUCUAACCCAGCAUCAGGCUCCUACACAGGCCCAGCCUCCACCGGGCCCUAACAGACAGACUGGUCCAGGCCCGGGGCAGACCCCUCAGCAGCAGAGAAGUUCAGGCCCUGCUCCAGCCCAGGGCCAGGGUCAAGGUGGGGCUCGUCUCCCCCCAGGAGCUGUCCCUCUCCCAGGCAUGGCCAAAGCUCCAUCCCAGCCUGACCUCCGUGGCUCCCCUGCCCACCAGCCCCUGCCCCUCCGCCAGGACCACACCCGUAGUGCAGGGAGCUCCCCGUCCCGCCAGCCCCCACCCCCGGCCGCCGCCCCCGAGCAGACCUUUGGGAAGCUGUUUGGAGGCUUCGGUGGCUUCGGUGCCUCCCUCCUCAACCAGGCCAGCACCCUCAUAUCAGAUAACCCAGUAUCUGCUCCGCCGCAGCCCCAACAGCCCCCCAAACCUGCCCCCAAACCAGCCGGACCCCAGGGACCUGCAGCUGGGGCUGGGAAACCACUAGGAACUCAUCCUGGCCAACAGGGACCCCACACACCCCAACAGGGACCCCACGCACCCCAACAGGGACCCCACGCACCCCAACAGGGACCCCACGCACCCCAACAGGGAUCCCACGCACCCCAACAGGGACCCCCCCAGCAGCAGGCCAAAGGUGCCUGCUGUCCCCUGUGUAAGACCAGUCUCAACGUGGGGGUGACGGGCGAGCCGGCCAACUACAGCACCUGCACCCAGUGUCACGCCCAGGUCUGCAACCUGUGUGGAUUCAACCCUGCACCCCAUCUGGAGAAUAAAGAAUGGCUCUGCCUGAACUGCCAGACCCAGAGAGCUUUGUCUGGGGCCCUGGGAGACACUCCACUUCCUGCUCCUCAGCCAAUGGGAUCCCCACGGCACCCGGCUCCAGCCAAUCAACCACAGCCUCAGCAGAGUGGGCCCAAUCAGCAGGCAGGGCUACGGCCCACUGGUCCUCAACAGCAACAGAAACCACCGGGUGCCCAAGUAAGUGGCCCUCCUUUCUCCCCUGCCAAACAGGCAGGGCCCACCGCCCAAAGCAAGGGGCCUGCUCAACCGUCCCCUGCCAAGGCACAACCCUCCCCUGCUAAAACAGCCCAGCCUUCACCUGCUAAGGGUGAACCCUCCCCAGCCAAACAGACAGGACCCACCACCCAGAGUAAGGGUCCUGCCCAGCCCUCCCCUGCCAAGGGCGCAUCCUACCCUGCCAAACAGACAGGACCCACCACCCAGAGUAAGGGUCCUGCCCAGCCCUCCCCAGCCAAGAGCGCACCCUCCCCUGCCAAGCAGACAGGACCCACCACCCAGAGUAAGGGUCCUGCCCAGCCCUCCCCAGCCAAGGGUGCACCCUCCCAUACUAAAGCUGCAUCCACCCCUAGCAAGGGUGCACCCUCUCCUGCUAAGGGUGCACCUACCCAACCUAAACCCAACCAGAGUGUACCCAACAAGCAGUCUGGUAAGCAGCAGCAGGGCCAGGAGAAAACUAAAGUCACCACCAAACCUCAAAAGGAAGCAGAAGUCAAAGCCUCGCCCAAGAAGGGAGCACCUGAGACCAUCACCACAUCAAAAGAUGAAAGGAAAAAACCUGCUGGAGACUCGCCGAAGUCAAAGCACCAUGACUAUUCCAACAAGUCCAGCACACAGAGCCUCAGUGACACGGGCUACUCGUCAGAUGGGAUAUCCGGCUCCAUGGGCGAGAUCACAGGCCAGAUCCAGGAGGAUCCGGGGUUGAAACUGAGUGAACGAGGCCCCUCUAGCCCCUCUGAGAUAACCAAGCUGGAGAGCUCCAUGCGGCCGCUGCUAGAAUCAAAGUCCAAGGAGGCUGCAGACCAGGGCCGGGGGAGGCCUCACUCUCUGUCCAUUGGCCAGGACGAGGAGUACAACUCGGAUGGGGAAGUGUCGGACGAUCUCAGCUCAAAGCUGCGACACGACUAUGUGGAGGACAGCAGCGAGAGUGGUCUGUCCCCCUUACCGCCCAGGCAGAAGAAGUCCCAUAAAGAAAUGACAGAUGAGGAGUUCAUGAGGAGGCAGAUCAUGGAAAUGAGUGCUGACGAGGAUGAGAUGGAGGAGGAAGAAGGGUACGGCUACCAGAAAACAAAAAACAAAAAGGAUUUGGGGAAGGAGAAACGACGCAGCCUCACCCACCAUUCCAGUAGUUUUGAAGAGGACACCAAGGGCGCUGAUGGUGAAGAAGACGAAGGUAUGAUGGCUUCCCAAGGAGGCCUGCGGCGGUUUAAGACCAUCGAGCUGAACAACUCAGAGCAUGACCUCAGAGAGCCAGAGCUGGAGAUGGAGAGCCUGACUGGAUCACCAGAGGAGCGGUCGAGGGGGGAGUAUUCCUCCACCCUACCUGCCACCACUCCCAGCUACACCUCCGGCACGUCCCCUACCUCUGUGUCCUCCAUGGAGGAUGACAGUGACAGCAGCCCCAGCCGCAGGCAGAGACUGGAAGAAGCCAAGCAGCAGAGGAAGGCUCGCCACCGCUCCCAUGGCCCACUCCUGCCCACCAUUGAGGACUCAUCCGAGGAAGACGAGCUGAGGGAGGAAGAGGAGCUUUUGAGAGAACAGGAGAAGAUGAGAGAUCUGGACCUGCAGAGGAUCCGCAGCACAGCCAGGAAAACUAAGAGAGACAAAGAGGAGCUGAGGGCCCAGAGACGUAGAGAGAGAUCCAAGACUCCGCCCAGCAACCUCUCUCCCAUCGAGGAUGCAUCCCCAACAGAGGAGCUGAGACAGGCAGCAGAGAUGGAGGAGCUCCACAGAUCCUCCUGCUCAGAGUACUCCCCUUCCAUGGAUUCAGAGGCAGAGGGCUUUGAAAUGAUGGGCUCUAAGCUCUACAAGUCAGGAAGCCACCACAACCUACCCACGUUCAUGUCUCUCUACUCCCCCACUGAAAAACCUACUGCCACUUCACCGUCUGACAAGACACUGAAAAGUGCAGAGGAGGUUUAUGAAGAAAUGAUGAGGAAAGCAGAGAUGCUGCAGCAGCAGCAGCAGGGACAGCCAGGAAGGCCAGGUCAACAACAAGGAAGUCCACAAAGGCAACCGGCUGGGGCACCUCAGCCUGGCAAUAAACAACAUCUAGACACUGGAGCUUCCCUAACACCUGGCUCCAGCCCCACACAGAUCUCUGCACCUGUUUCCUUCUCCUCAAACGACCCACGUGGGUCUGGACGAGGGAUCCCCCAAGGAAUCAGUGUGACACAGCAUCUAUCGAAAGAAACCCAAGACAGGAUGAGGACGCAGACUGCCAAAAUAGGGGGUGUUAUCCCCCCGGCAGCUGGAAGACCAGGUACUCAUGGACCAGCACAAGGGGUGCCUCUUCCUGACCCUGGAGUGCCCUCCAUCGCAUCCUCCCUCUUCUCCUAUUUUAAAGGCCCCAGUCCUCCUGUUUCCCCUGCUCCCUCUCCCUCACAGAGCCCCAUUCAUUCCCCAUCCCCACGACCCACAGGGCCUGGGGUGUCCCCACGACCCUCAGGGCCUGGGGUGUCCCCACGACCCACAGGGCCUGGGGUGUCUCCACGACCCACAGGGCCUGGGGUGUCCCCACGACCCACAGGGCCUGGGGUGUCCCCACAAACCACUGGGCCUGGGGGGUCCCCACGACAUUCUCAACCUGGCACUGGUGGCCCAACCUCCCCAAUACCGCCACAGCAACAUGGAGCCCAGACGCCACAAAGAUCAGCGUCGCCACGCCUUGCAAGACAACAGUCCUCCUCCGACUCACCAGUAAUGGUGAUAACUCUGGGCUCUGAGACCACCACCAGUUCUGCAAAGCCUUUAACUGUAAACUCUUCCACUUCGCCCCUGUCCUCGCCAACACAGGGUAUACGUCAGCCCAUGUAUCAGCAACAUACUCCUUCAACAAGCUCCCCAACAUCCACACAAAUGCACCCACUGCACCAAACCCCUCAACCUGGUUUACAGAGGCCCCAAACUGCAGAGAGGGUUAAUGUUGGUAUGAGCAUGACAAUGACAACCACAGCUGCCACAUACAGUCGUGGGUCAAUGUCAAUGGAAAAUAUCUCCCUAUGUAGAAUCUCCAACGUUCCAGGUACCUCUAGGGUCGUGGAGCAGGGCCAAAUUCAAAUGCAUCCGACUGGACCUGCAUCUGUGGUGGACCUGAGAGCACCAAUGAAGCCUGCCCCAAUCAUCAUGACUGACCAGGGCAUGGAUCUAACGUCUCUGGCAACUGAUACAAGGAGGUAUUCUCUCGAUGCUGAACAACCACCCAGCCGUCACACAGCGGUGCAGGACCUGAAUGCAGCCAUGAACCUGAAUGCACAAGAGCAGCCGCAUGUGUCUGCGUCCACUCCAACAACAGUCACCGUGGCAGCCUCCAUGUUUAUAUCUCAGCCGAAGGGGCAUCCAGUGGUUUACGGAGAUCCCCUUCAGAACCGUGUGGAUCUGGGGCAAGGCGUGGGAUCAGCAAUGUGUCUUACACAAACUAAGACACCCAUCACUGACCCGUCCAUUCCCAAGAUUGACGCAUGUCUGGAGGAUUUGGGCAUCCAGCAGCAGCAACUCCAGAUGCAGCAGCAGAAGCUCCUACAGCAACAACAGCUCCUCGAGCAGCAGCUCCAGCAGCACCAGCAGUCCUCUUUCGCUCGCUAUAACCUAGCAAACCAGGUCCAGCCGCUGUUGCUGAAGAAAGACCUGGUGGUGAGCCAGACAAGCAUUGGCAUUGCUCAGCCUGUGGUCAGUGUCAGUGCAAUUCCUAGAGUAUCUCCCUUACCUCCUCAGCCAGUGUCUGUGGCUCCACCUUCCUCUAACACUCUGCAUGACUAUUGUCAGGGUGGGCUUGCUUUGGAGUUGAAGAACAAGCCCACGGUCAUGAACCUGUCCACGGGAAAGCCCCAUGUCAUGAUGGUCCAACUGGAAGACCGCAAUACAUCUCAGGUGGCCACAGUGACUCAGCUAGUCAAAGAGCCUCCUCCUCCUCCCCAGGUCCUGGAUCUCACUGGUGGACAGAUGCAGAAACCAGAGAACCAAGUGGCUUGUUGUGACGUUGUUUACAAGUUACCCUUCGCUGGUAGUUGUGCAGGGAACUUAACUCAGAAAAAUCUUACCACUGAACCUUCCCAAGUCACCCUUCCACCCCCUGCUCCACAUUACAGUGUAAGCCAGCAGCAGCAGCAGCAACAGCAGCAGCAGCAACAGCAGCAGCAACAGCAGCAGCAACAGCAGCAGCAGCAACAGCAGCAGCAACAGCAGCAGCAACAGCAGCAGCAGCAGCAACAACAACAGCAGCAACAACAACAGCAGCAACAACAACAGCAGCAGCAGCAACAGCAGCAGCAGAAACAACAACAACAACAACUUCAACAACAGCAACAUCAUCAUCAUCAACAACAACAACAACCUGGAAAUAAUGGCUACCAGACAUCAAGCAUGCAAGGAGCACCAGAUGAGCUUAAACCAAUGCAGGGGGUCCCUCCAUACCCUAUACCCCCUGGAGGGAGACUUCAACCUUCCAUGUCUGACACCAACCUGUCUAAUGCAGGGCUUCAGUACUAUCAGAGGACUGACCCUGGGGACUUGGCUGUGGAUCUGAGCACCAUGAAUCAAACCUACGAAGGAGGAUAUCUUGGCAUGGGUGCGCAGUAUGGAUCCUACACAGACUUACGUCAUGAAGGAGAUGUUACAGGUCCUCCCUUACCCCUGCGAAGAUACGGCUCCAUGUCCAACAUCAACCAAGACUAUGGCUAUGGUCAGGUAGGUUUACCGGAUGCCAACCUGGCACAGUAUAGUGCCACCACUGCCAGGGAGAUCAGCCGAAUGUGUGCAGCUCUGAACUCUAUGGAUCAGUUUGGUCAACGGUACAGCAACCCUGACAUGAUGCAGUAUGGUGCUGGAAGAGGAGCAGGCCCUGCAGCCAGGCUCAACCUACAGCAAAGUUUAGCAUCAAUCCGAGCCAACCUACUCUAUGCCCCUGACGGCAGGCCCACAGCACACGGCCAAGCCCUAACCAAUCUGAUCAAUGCCAGACAAGCAAGCAUACGGGCCUUAUAUCCAUCUGCAAUGAGAGGAGCUGAUGGCAUGACAUACUCCACCAUCAACAGCCCAAUAGCCUCUACCUUGCCAAUAACCACCCAACCUUCCUCUGUUCUGCGACCCAUGCCACGAGGAAUAUACCGACCUUACCCUGCAGGUGUGACUGCUGUACCACUGGCUAGCCUCACUAGGUUGCCUCAUGUGACCCCAAGGAUGCCUUUGUCUACACAGGGACCUUACGGUUACGCUUCUCCCAACCAGUUUCCUACAACAGCGGGUGUUCCUGGAAAUGUACCUGACACAAGCACCUCCACUCAGGAAGCUCCUGUCUACCUUGGGAAGCCUUUGGAAACCGUCACUGUGCACACAGCUGCAACUUUACCACCGGCCCACCCGGUUUCUCAUAUGGGUGGACAGAUUGUACAAACUACUGCAAUGGCAAUUCAGUCUGCAAACCAACAGACCCCCCAAACUCAUAUCCAAGUGCAGAAAGUUACGACACACCCCCUUACACAAACUCAAAUGCAAGCCCAAAUACAGCAACAAAUGCAGUCCCAAAUACAGCAACAAAUUCAAACUCAAAUGCAACAACAAAUACCAACUCAAACUCAAGCUUUAUCCCUGACUCAAUCCCAGUCCCAGCUAAUAACUCAGCCUCAGCCCCAGGCUCUAGUGCAGCACCAGACUCAGCUGCAGCCCCAGACCACACUCCAGGCUGCAGCAACCAGCACCACCAUUGCUACUUCCGUAGACCCAGAGCUAGAAAAGGUAGAAGAGCGUUUGAGACAGCAGCAAGAGCAGAUGCUGCAGAUGGAGCGAGAGCGUGUGGAGCUGGAGAAACUUCGGCAAAUGCGCCUGCAUGAGGAACUGGAGAGAGACCGCAUGGAGCUCCAGAGGCACAGGGAGAAAGAACAGAUGUUGGUGCAGCGCGAGAUUCAGGAGCUGCAGACCAUCAAACAGCAAGUCCUGCAUCAGCAGCAAUCGGAAAGGGAGACCCAGCUGGUCAUGCAGAGGGAACAGCUAGCCCAGCAGAGGAUGCAACUGGACCAGAUCCAGUCGCUGCAGCAACAGCUCCAGCAGCAGUUGGAGGAGCAGAAAAGGCAGAAGACUGCAGUGGUGGAGGCAGCAGCUGCAGCCGCAGCAGCCGAGGCAGCUGCUGCAUCGGCAGCAGCAGCUGCUACAGCCACUACUGCUCAAGGGUUAGUAGUUGGAGGAGGAACCCCACAAGGUUUCAUCAUCUGUGACCAGAGUGGUAGGGUGAUUCAACAGGAGGGCCAAAGUGUGCAGUUCUGGCAACCCCACAUGGAAGGGCAGGUGGUCCAAACAGUGGUGACCCCAAGGCCUAUACCUAGCUCUGCCUCUGAGAUGUCCUUCAGAAAUAGUGAGGAUCAGGCGGAGUCCAGGGUCAUGAAGAAGCGGAACUCCAUGCCUCGUCUUAGGGACGAAGCAGAGGAGGAGCCAGUGAGGAGGAUUGCAGAUAGCUGCGUGCAGACGGAUGAUGAAGAUGGUGAGGACAGGUAUAUGAACCGUAGGGGCAGGAGAACCAGGCGCAUCGCUGACUGCAGCGUCCAGACAGAUGACGAGGAUCAAGCAGAGUGGGAGCAACCGGUCAGGCGCAGGAGGUCACGCUUCUCCAAGCACUCAGACUCUAGCGCGGAGGUCAAAUCCGACGGAAUCUCCAAAGUGUCUUCCUCUAGCAUAGCCAUUCAGACCACCAACGACUCCUCAUGCCAGACUGAGACAGACCAGUUGGGCAGGGUCUCACCUGCAAUCCACAUUACUGCGGCUGAGACAAACAAGGUGGAGCUACUACACUACAUCUCUGCACCUGAGAGAACCCAUAAGGGUGAGAGCUUGGCCUGUCAGACCGAACCAGAGGUCCAGUCUCAGGGGGUGGUGGCCCCUCAGCUCAGUGUCCCCACCACCAUCAGCCCAUACUCCACCACCAUGCAGAUGGUAGGCUCCACCCCAUCUCCUCCCCAAGGGGUGGCCAAGUUUGAAAGGAGGAAACCGGAUCCUCUGGAUAUCGGCUACCAAGGCCAGCAGCAGAACGAGUCCCCAUCUCGCCAGCCUCCCAAGUCUCCUCAGGUGCUGUACUCCCCUGUGUCCCCACUGUCACCCCAUCGGAUGCUGGAGACCACCUUCACCUCCCAGGAGAAACUCAACAAGGCGCACGUCACACCCCAGCAGAAAGCCUUCACUGCCGAGUCCCCUCAGCGUCAUCAGAGCCUCCCCAGGCCCAUCAAGAGUGUGCAGCGCUCCAUGUCAGACCCCAAACCCCUCAGCCCCACCUCAGAAGACCCUGCCAAGAACAGGUUCUCACCGUAUCAUCAGCAGGCCCUCUCCAACAGUCAGCUCCAGAUGGCCACCCUGCAGCAGCAGCAGCAGCAGAACUCUCUGAUGAGAAAGGUGAAGAGGACCCUGCCUAGCCCUCCUCCAGAAGAAAGCCCUCUCCCCAUCGUCACCCCAGCCAUGUCCCACAUGUACAGCAGCCCCCCGGGGAUGCAGCCCCAGAGGGUGCUGCCAAGGCCUGCCCAGGGAGUCACUAAGGCUGGCCUGCUGAGCGAGCUGAAGGCCGUGGAGCAGGAGUCUACCAAGCUCCGCAAGCAGCAGCAGGAGUUGGAGGAGGAGGAGAAGGAGAUUGACGCCAAGCUGCGGUACCUGGAACUGGGCAUCCAUCAGCGCAAGGAGACCCUGGUGAAGGAGAGGGAGAGGAGGGAGCUGGCCUACAUGCGCUGCAUGGGCGACGCCCGUGACUACAUGUCGGACACCGAGCUUAACAACCUGAGGAUGGUUGCGGCCACGGGGACAUUCGAUGGUAACGGUCUGCUGACGAGGCCUAGUACGGCGCCUCUGAGCCAGUUCACCAACGACCUCGGCCCGGCCUCCCAGUACCCGCCCACCUCCUCCUACAUGGCCUAUCAGUACGCACAGAGCCAGCCCACGCCCACACAGCAGCCAACCGCUGCUUACCAACAGAUCGGUUUCCAGCCCCCUCAGUACCCAACAGCUGGCCAGCCCCAGCCAGGCACCUUCCAGCCACACCCACCCCAAGGCCCAGGUUACCAGACCCAGCCAGGCUACCCAGCCCACGGGGGCUAUGGACAGCCAUCGUACCAUACAGACCUGGGCAUGCAGCAGCAUAGCCACCAGGGUUUCCAGCCUCCCAACCCCUCUAUCCCAGGCCAACACCUCCCCUACCCCGGCCAGAGCCCCUAUCCCGGCCAGGGGAUGUCCUAUCAGCCCCAGGCUGAGAUCCUUACUGUCCACCAGAGGCCUCGUCAGACCUCCCUGGCCGACCUGGAACAGAAGCUGCCCACCAACUACGAGGUGAUCAGUAACCCUGCCGUCUCGGUGGCCACAUCAGCUCCAGACACCUGCUUUGGCUCAGUCUAUGCCUCUAACACCAUGCCCAACGCCUACGGGCAGUACCGCCCCCCGGAACCUGUGCUGACCCACGGUGUGGACAGCCCCACAUCAGCCUAUGCUGCAGACGGCCUCUACACCUCCAACCUGGAGCAGAAUAUCCCCAGGAACUACGUCAUGAUUGACGACAUCAGCGAGCUGACCAAAGAGAACACGGGCCCUGCUGUUGAUGCUCUUGGCCAUCCAAUGGGAGGACGUUACGGUGAGAACGGCCCCGUGCGCCAGACUGGCUACGGCAAUGAGCCUGUGGACCCGUACAUGCCUGCAGGCACCACAGGCUACCACCAGCAGGGCGCUGUGGAACCCCGGACCAGCACUACUGGGGGAUCUUCUUAUUACUAUGACGACUAUAAUAAACACCCCAGCACAACACGUCCAGGGGGCCCAGGGCCCCAAAAACACCCAUCCAAGAACCUGGCCCCUGCUGUGGUCUCCUCCGGUAAGCGCAGCAAGCAUAGGAAGCAAGGCAUGGAGCAGAAGAUCUCAAAGUUCUCCCCCAUCGAGGAGGCACGGGACGUGGAGUCUGACCUGGCCUCUUACACCAUGACCACCUCUACCGGCGGCAGCUGCACCGUGGUGUCCCGGUCCGGGGUGAAGAAGAGCGGCUACGACCAGCAGAAGUACUAUGGUGGCCAGCCGGGAAGCCGGGAAGCCCUGGAAGAGGAGGACCGGAUGUACGGCUCGGGGAGAUCCCGGUCUACAGGCUACGGCAUGGACAAGAUCUCCUCCAGGGACUCCUCAGGCUACAGGAGCAAGUCCUACGAGAGGGAUGCCUUGGAGCGGUCUCAGAGAGGCAACCGCGGUGGACGGAACUCAGAGGAGGAGAGCCCCCUCAGCCCCGUGGGGAAGCCUGUGGGGAUCGGACGAGGCGGCACUGGGGUACCAGGGGAUCCCCAUGACGUGAGGAACCAGUAUGGCUCCAGCCACUCCCUGCCGGACGUCCAGGAUCACCACAUGAAGGACCUGCCCAGGAGCCACGUGUACAAACCAGAUGACUCAUACCUUGUAGACGACAUGCACGCAGCUGUGUCGGACAGCGAAGCCUAUCAUCUGGGUCAGGAGGAGACGGACUGGUUUGAGAAGCCAAGGGAGGCUCGCGCCAACCGCUCCAGACACCACGGGAGUGCAGGCCACAUCUCCACAGGUAGACAACAGACCGGCGCCAACGUGAAGCACACCUACCAUGACUACGACGAGCCCCCCGAGGAGCAGGACCUGUGGCCUCAAGAUGAGUACAACAACCAACCUCGCCACCCCUCGUCCACCUCAUCAUCCCGUGACCACCGUGGUUACCAUGGCAGUAGCGGCGGCAGUUCGGGGAGGCACUCAUCUUCCCGCCACUCUGGCGAGGAGCCCCGGUCGUCCAGCCGCUCCUCCAGAACACACCCCAAAGACCCAUCCGCCCGCUCUGAGGGCCGUGGAUCCUCCUCCACCCAGAAGAGGGGAGGCUCGGAACCCCGUUCCUCCCGGGAGGGCUACCGGGAUCGGGACUCUGGGGACUACUCCUCCCGUGAUCCGGCCUCUGGACACCACCGUGAGGGCACCGGGGGCAGGGGUCAGAGGCCGCCGGGCUCGUCUUCCAGGAGACAGGAGGGGGUGCCCUCUGCAGGGGCCAAGCAGGGCCUGGGGCAGCAACCCCAGGGUGGUCCAGGGGGGCCCCAGCAGCAGGGGCAGCGUUCCAGUGGGCAGUCCCAGUCAGGCAGACAGCCUGGGUCCCAGGGGCCAGAUGGGGGACAGCCAGCCCAGCAGCCUGGCCAGCAGCAGCAACGCACCCAGCAGCAGCAGCAGCAGCCCCUGCAGCAGAGCCAGCUUCCUCAGACCACUGCUGGUGGGCCUCAGGCCAAUCCAGGGACCGCAGGGCCAGGUCCCAUGGCAGGACCAGGGACAGGACAAGGGACAGGACCAGGUACAGGACCAGGAGUGGCACAGCACCAGGAUAAACCUGUCCAGACUCCGGCACAAGGCCGGCAGCCAGCUGGACCCGCCACAGGCCAGUCACCAACCACAGUCGUGACCCCUGCUACACCUGCAGCAGCCAUUGGGGGGGUGAAACCUGCAGCAGCGAUUGGAGGGGCAGCAGCAGCACAGCCUCCCAAGACAGUCACACCCCCCCUCACAGGCAUUGGCUCUAAAGCAGCCCCUCCUGGAGGGAUAGGUAGCAGGCCUGGAGGGAUAGGUGGGAUCGGCAGUGCAGCGGCAGGCCAGCCUCCAGCGGACGGGGGAAACGUUCUCACCAAUAUCCUGGGAGGGGCGGGAGGGGCUGCCGAGCAGGCAGGGAAACUGGGUGAUGCUAUUUCUGGCCUCGGCAAGAAGUUCACUUCGUUUUGGUGAACGGAAGAGAGGAGGGGUAUGAGGACUUGAGAUGGAGAGGGAUUGGAGGCUUGGUACUGGAAAAACCUAUGAAACUGUUUACGCCAUUUUAUACAUUUCACUAUCACAAGGAACGGAGGAGGAGGGAAGAGGGAGGGUACCUGAGCGCAUCAGGCUGGAAUCAAAGGAUGCCUGGUCAGCACUGAACUCCCCAGACAUGAGCACACAACAUGAUCAGAAUUAGAAUGGGUGAAUGCUUUGUCAGCACUAGGCUGGGAUCUCCAGACAUGAGCAGAGGAUGGAGGAGAGGACGAAGUGGAUGGAUAUCAGGGGGUCCCAAGCAUGAGCAUACUAUUUAAGAGAGACUUCUGCUGCUGCCUCUGCUGGCUAUACACCAACAGAAUGCCAGGGAGAGCCUGCCUCACAGCUCCCGUAAGAGAGUGAAUCAGACAGAUCGAAUCCUCACCUCCCUGUCGGUUGUCUGCUUACUGAGAGAUAUAACUCCGGAUCCAGGUACAGGACAGGGAGCUGUCACACACCUUAGGCUUGGCUUCAGCAUCUCUCAGCUCAGGGGGACAGCAACGGAGGAUGCUGUUUUUUCAUCUGAAUGUCUUGUAUCACUCGCUGAGGUUCUCCUGUUGGAAAACCAGGCCAGAUGGGAGCGAUUGUAGUUGAGGGAAGCUUCAUAGUGCCCUCUACAGGGCAUUGAGGGGAAGUCACUCUGUCUGAGGAGUCCACAUCUGACCACAAUCUACUCGGGCCAAGUCCCAAAUGACACCCUAUUCCCUAUUUAGUGCACUACUUUCGACCAGGGUCCUUUGGGCUCUGGUCAAAAGUAGUGUAUUAUAUAGGAAAUAUAUAGGAAAUAGGGGACCAUUUGGGAUGCAGAGUCUGUCUGAGGAGUCCACAUCUGACCAGAAUCAUUCAUGACCCCACGCUUUUGUGCCCAAAGGACCUUUUUUUUACAGCAUCACCAUUAUAACGCAAUGGAGGAGGUCGACAGAGGUACACAGCUCAUAGGUUUUACUAGUACCAAAGAGACUUCUUCGCUAACUAUGACACUCGAACUACUACACCGGAGGAGGCAAGACGUUACUACGGCGACAGACAAAACAAACAAACAAUUGCCUGUUAUUAAACCCUUGAAUGCUUGGUUUCUCUGAUCUCUACAUUCCAGUAUAGGGAACGAUGACCCUUUCUUUGAAUGUGUUUUCAUUUCUCGUCCACCUGUUGUGAUGAUAUGAUGUCUCCAGAAUGCAACAUGUACAUUGUGGACAUGGGAAUGCACGCACAAUAAUAAUAAUCGAAUAGAAACCCAUAUCUUCUCAAUACUUUUCCCACCGCCGUGUCCGGAAGAGGGUCCACUAGACAUUACUCGACGAGUAGGAUCACGAGAGGUGGAGGAGCUACCAGUGGUGCCCCACCAAAUGAGAGUGUGAGAUCUACACAGAAGAGAGAACCAAACGGAGCGCAAGUAAGCGUGGCCACGGCUGUUGUUUUGUUGUUGUUGUUUGUUAGCCAUCACAAAGCCAUCAGUUGUCAAUCCCAGAGCACUUUGGGACAUUUUUGUUGUUUCCUUUUUUUUUAAUGAUCUAUUUGUUGAUUUAUUUUCAUCUUGUUUAGUUUCUUAUCAUUUCUGCCUGGUAUUUUUUGGGGGGAAAAGAAGAGCCUUAUUCGGUCCAUAUUUUUUACUUGUAUACCUCAUAUGUUUUGAAAUGUCCAUAUCAUACCUUUCUUAAUUUAUUUUGUUUUGCACAAAUGUAUACUACUGUAUGUAUAUACAUCUAGCUAGAACACUGAUAAUGUAAAUGAUUCAUUUGUGUAUUUAUUCAUUUAUAUUUAUGUGACUUCUGUAUUUUUUUGUUUCAUGUUUUUCUUUGGUAAAUCUAUUUAUAUUUGAAUGGUCUAUGGUUUUCUUAUUAAUUAUCUCGUGUUUGAAUAAUUUGCUGGUUGAUUUUUAAAAGCAAUAGCAUGCAGAAAACGUUAUACAGCACAAUGGUGUUAAUGUUGUUUAAAUUCGUGCUUGGGGAUGUCUGAGACAUGUUGUAUAACAUCAGUAAACGUGUCUGAGAGAGUUGCAUAACCACACAUACACACCUAAAUCUCGGCAUUUGCGCUAACACACACACACACACACACACACACACACACACACACACACACACACACACACACACACACACACACACACACACACACACACACACACACACACACACACACACACACACACACACACACACACACACACACACACACACACACACACACACACACACACACACACACACACACAGGAUUGGUUGGAAGCAAUCAUCAUUUAAAAUGUUCUAUGCAAUGAUUCAUUUUGAAACUGGAAAAGACUCCAAAAAAGUUUAAUAUCAUGAUGACCAAUGUUACUCACACGAAUCCCAACAUCAUUGUGAACUGAGAAACGUCAGAAAACGGUUAUGAACAUGUUUGUACUUGUAUGUAUGGAUCUUAAUAUUGAACUAUUGAAUCUAGACUUGUUUUUAUUUUUGUGGCAUGUUUAAUAGUACCCCAUCACUCCCCAUACGGGGGACUUGUUGCCAAAGGGUUAACUGUAUAGACUGUCAGUCAUGAAUGUCCAACAUCUUGUUGCUAGAAGCAUGGGUUUGCUUGGCUUCGUCCGGCUGUUUGUAUGACCUCAUUAAGUCUUGGUGUGUGUGUGGCUUGACCAGGUUUCCACUGUGCCGUGGCGUGUUCGGCUUACAGUGACUGUCCAAUCCGUGCUGCUAUACAAACCUGUGAUGCAGUUGGUCAAGAAAUUCUCCAUGUAAAAUGUAAUUGUGCGUAUUACGGUCGGUGUGUAAUCUGAAGGGUGGGUGGGGGGGAUUAGUUUCUGGUAUGUGAUUGGUUGAUCAGACCAUCCAACAAAUAUAACUGUUUCGUAUGCCUCACUGCAUAUCGGGAUGGCUUCAUGUGGUAAUAUAUGAUGUGGGAAACAACAUUAAAGUGCUUUGAAGCCACUAAAAGGUACAUUUACAGAACAACAAAUCAAGGUAUUAUUUGUAGUUGGAGGAACAAUGGGGGAAAUCCUUUCCUCCACUUAGUCGUGCAUUCAUUUCACUGGGAGACUAAGUGAAAAUGUGACUUAAAUUGAUGUUAAGACACGCCCUUAAAUGAACAGAAGCACGUCUAGAACUCAAUCAGUGAACCGCUGAACCUUCCAUAUCCAAGGCCAACCUAGAGGGAACCUCCAGGGAACCUAGAGGGAACCUAGAGGGAACCUCCAGGAGGGAACCUAGAGGGAACCUACAGGGAACCUAGAGGGAACCUACAGUACUGUCAGUCAAGUCCGAGAGACUCGACAUGCCGCUGACCCCAAGCCUGUCAAUUACCAAAUCAGGGCACGUUACAAUGAAAGCACAAGCCUGACUGGUUACAGUUUGUCACUAUACUGUCUGUAAAAGACACAGAAAUAUGACACACCAAUAGGAAAUGUGUUGACAAUUUCAAGGCGAGGUAAAAACAAAUCAAGUAUCUCAUGUCAUUAAUAUGAAUGAGUGUGGGUAGAAUGAAUCACAGAGGGUCCUUAGCGGUGGUUCGGUAUAGACAGAUGCAUGCUCACCAUCUUCAUGGAGACGUUGUGGUCGAUAAGAGAAGAGGUGCAUGUGACAGAACAGCCGUCACUGACUGAAGCCGUCCAGCGAGACACAAGGACGGACAGACAGACAGACAGACAGACAGACAGACAGACAGACAUUGUCACUGUAAAUACAGAUGGAUUCUUCUGUACAGCGUUUGAGUUCAUAGUAAGGCCGUCUUGUGCAUCCCCCACGCUGUACUUGCUGCCAACUUUUUGUGCUUUUGUGCAUAAUAUAAUAUUUAUUAUGAUUAAAUAUUAUGAUUAUAAUGAUGAAAUGAGCGGUGUAUGUGACUGUUGGCAAAAGGGGAACAACUUGUAUUCAGAAAACAUAUCUGGUCUCUUUAGAGUUUCUAUACAUAUUGUGUUUGUAAAACAAGGAGAAAUACCUCCAUGGCAAAAGUUUAUCCAGGCGUUCUAUUGUCAUUCUAUCGGGAGGUUUCAAAGGUGAUGGGACAUUAUCCGCUAAUUAAAAAUAAAAAUAAGAGAGAGAUUGAAAUAAGAGGAAAAAAGGAAAGAGAAAAUGCAACAAAAAAUCCAGAAAAAGUCUUAACUCAAGUCAUUCACUGUUGUAAGUGCAAUGGGCGAAACAUCAGUCGUGUAUCCAUUGUGAAAUCUUGUGUUCUAUUCAGUGUAUUCCUGUAAACAGAUAGAGUAACAUUUUGGUGCAUCAUGUCAUGUAAUGUGAUUAAUGAAAAUAAUGACCCUGCAAUUUGUUUCCAAUCAGGAAAAAGAAUAAAGAGAAAAU